UACAAUAAGGCAGGUUACACUGAUUGCAAUUGUUAGGGAAAGUCCCUCUUGCAAUCAUGUCUUGCCCCCAUAAAGUGUGACACACACCAAGGCCCCACCCAUUUUUUUUUUUUUUAAAGGAGACAUUAAAAUUCUUCCGGUAUGCCUGUUUGGCACAAUCCUCUGCUAUCUAACGGCAAGUGAUUCUAUCAGAGGAGAAAGCCUUGUUAUAAGAAAGAAUUAUUCUUCAGGGCCAGAAGAACCAUAGGUCUUGCUCCUAGAGAAACGUCCACUGGGCGCGGCAGGGCUGGUGCGCUCUUUCAGCGCCCCAAGCCUCGUGACAGGCACAUCUGAGAUCCAGAAUAUCAGGAUUAGGGGGAGAAGGGAAAAUGCCCUCAGGACGUGGUACUGGGUGUGCACGCGGGAAUGCCAAGCAGUUUUCAUCGUUACUCUCCUCCCUCGGUUGCCACAGAAAAAGUCUUUCUUUGGAGGAGGUACUUGGUCGCGUUUCUGUAAUAGAUUCCCGGGGGAUUCAAGAUCUCAGGGACGCAGACUGCGCUCCCGGCCCGCGGAAGGGUGGGAGCCGGGAGCGCAGCGCCCGCUCUGGGGAGCCCAUCCUCGGGCGCAGCUCCGGCCCGGGCACUCGGCCCCUCCCGUGUCCGGGCGCCGCCUCCUGGGAGGGAAACCCUAUAAGUCAGGGCGGACCGCGUCCCUCCUGCCGGUCUCGGUUCAGUCCGACUCCAGGGUGAGCGAGGUCACGCGCUCCCCGCGCCCCGGCACCCGCCCCAGAGCAGUGGUGUGCCCGAGCCAUGGCCCACGAGCUGUACCACGAGGAGUUCUCCCGGGCCGGCAAGCAGGCUGGGCUGCAGGUCUGGAGGAUCGAGAAGCUGGAGCUGGUGGCGGUGCCCCAGAGCGCUUACGGCGACUUCUACGUUGGGGAUGCCUACCUGGUGCUGCACACCGCCAAGACCAGCCGGGGCUUCUCCUACCGCCUGCACUUCUGGCUGGGAAAGGAGUGCUCCCAGGAUGAAAGCACAGCAGCUGCCAUCUUCACUGUUCAGAUGGAUGACUACUUGGGUGGCAAGCCAGUACAGAGCAGAGAACUUCAGGGCUAUGAAUCUACUGAGUUUGUUGGUUACUUCAAAGGCGGACUGAAGUACAAGGCUGGCGGUGUGGCAUCUGGACUAAAUCAUGUUCUCACGAAUGACCUAACAGCCCAGAGGCUCCUGCAUGUGAAGGGUCGGAGAGUGGUCAGGGCCACAGAAGUUCCCCUCAGCUGGGACAGUUUCAACAAGGGCGACUGCUUCAUUAUUGACCUCGGCACCGAAAUUUUUCAGUGGUGUGGUUCCUCGUGCAACAAGUAUGAACGUCUGAAGGCAAACCAGGUAGCCACUGGCAUUCGGGACAAUGAACGGAAAGGAAGAUCUCAACUAAUCGUGGUGGAAGAAGGAAGCGAGCCAGCAGUACUUACAAAGGUUUUAGGGAAAAAGCCAGAGCUUCGAGAUGAAGACAAUGAUGAUGACAUAAUAGCAGACAUAAAUAAUAGGAAAAUGGCUAAACUUUACAUGGUUUCAGAUGCAAGUGGCUCCAUGAAAGUGACUGUUGUGGCAGAAGAAAACCCCUUUUCCAUAGCUAUGCUGCUUUCAGAAGAAUGUUUUAUUUUGGACCAUGGUGUUGCAAAACAAAUUUUCGUAUGGAAAGGUAAAAAUGCUAAUCCCCAGGAGAGGAAGGCUGCCAUGAAAACAGCUGAAGAAUUCCUGCAGCAAAUGAAUUAUCCCACUAAUAUCCAAAUUCAGGUUCUUCCAGAAGGAGGUGAAACACCAAUCUUCAAACAGUUCUUUAAGGACUGGAGAGAUAAAGAUCAAAGUGAUGGCUUUGGAAAAGUCUGUGUCACAGAGAAAGUGGCUCGAGUAGAACAAAUUCCAUUUGAUGCCUCAAAAUUACACAGUUCUCCUCAGAUGGCAGCCCAGCACAAUAUGGUGGAUGAUGGCUCUGGCAAAGUGGAGAUUUGGCGUGUAGAAAACAAUGGUAGGAUCAAAAUUGACCAAAACUCAUAUGGUGAAUUCUAUGGUGGUGACUGCUACAUUAUACUCUACACUUACCCCAGAGGACAGAUUAUCUACACGUGGCAAGGAGCGAAUGCCACAAGAGAUGAGCUGACCACAUCCGCCUUCCUGACUGUUCAGUUGGAUCGGUCCCUCGGAGGACAGGCUGUGCAGAUACGAGUCUCUCAAGGCAAAGAGCCUGUUCACCUGCUGAGUUUGUUCAAAGACAAACCGCUCAUUAUUUACAAGAAUGGAACAUCAAAGAAAGGAGGUCAGGCACCUGCUCCCCCGACACGCCUCUUUCAAGUCCGGAGAAACCUGGCAUCCAUCACCAGAAUUGUGGAGGUUGAUACUGAUUCAAAUUCACUGAAUUCCAAUGAUGUUUUUGUCUUGAAACUGCCGCAGAAUAGCAGCUACAUGUGGAUAGGAAAAGGUGCUAGCCAGGAGGAGGAGAAGGGAGCAAAGUUCAUAGCAAGUGUCCUCAAAUGCAAUCCCCUAAGGAUCCAGGAAGGCGAGGAGCCAGAGGAGUUUUGGAAAUCCCUGGGAGGGAAAAAAGACUACCAGACCUCACCGCUACUAGAAACCAAGGCUGAAGACCAUCCACCUCGACUUUUCGGCUGCUCUAACAAAACUGGAAGAUUCGUUAUUGAAGAGGUUCCAGGAGAGUUCACCCAGGACGAUCUGGCAGAAGAUGAUGUCAUGUUACUGGACACUUGGGAACAGAUAUUUAUUUGGAUUGGAAAAGAUGCUAAUGAGUUGGAGAAAACGGAAUCUUUGAAGUCUGCCAAAACGUACCUUCAGACAGACCCUUCUGGAAGAGACAAGAGGACACCAGUUGUCAUCAUAAAGCAGGGCCAUGAGCCGCCCACCUUCACAGGCUGGUUCCUGGGCUGGGAUUCCAGGAGGUGGUAAACUGAUUUUUUUAAAAAAAGAAAACGAACAUACAUAACUGGGAAGUUUUACUAUUGCUGUUUGGGAUAGGCCAGGGAGAAAGCUUUUUGUUUGCUUUUUGGCUUAAAAAAAUUAACUUUAGCUAAAUGGCUAUUUUUUUUUUAAUGCCUAGUAUUGGUUUGAAAUUCCUUUUAAACUGGAAUUUUCUUAUGUUAAUAUAUGAAAUAGCCUAAAAUAAAUCUUUGUUAUGGGCUAAUAUUAAGUCUUCUGGAAACUGAUUUGUAUCUUUUUAUAUGACUUUUUUAAAGUAAAAGUGCACAAUGUAGAGGCCCAGCAGAGCAUUUUAUACAUGGAAUUCAGCAAUCACUAGCCAAAGUUCUUGAACGCCAGAGAAGAAACCUAUCAUGCCUUGGAAGGUUACUAUAUUUUCCAUUUAUUGUGCUCAAAACAAUUGUAUGUUUGUGAUAAGGUUCAUGUCAAGAUACCUUUUAAAAUUUGUUAUUUUCCUUCUUUAAUGAGUGUGACUUUAAUACUUUUAACUUCUUGGUAUAAUUUUCUAAGAGGAACUUUCUUUUUUGCCUUUUUAAAAGCCUUUGGAAGCACAGCCCUUUCAUCACAUAACAAAUUGUAUUCUUAUCCAUUUAGAUAUACUUUUAAUAGUACGUGUUUAAUAUCACAAAAGAUAUAUACAGAAAAACCUCACUAAUGUUAUUUUGCAAUAUUAAAACAUCUCUAUUUG
Nycticebus coucang (slow loris) is the source of this 3654-nucleotide messenger RNA. RefSeq names its product scinderin (gene SCIN). The record is from RefSeq and is a predicted model, not a curated record. Lineage: Eukaryota; Metazoa; Chordata; Mammalia; Primates; Lorisidae. Gene Ontology annotation, cellular component: cytoplasm; actin cytoskeleton. Gene Ontology annotation, biological process: actin filament severing; barbed-end actin filament capping; actin polymerization or depolymerization. Gene Ontology annotation, molecular function: phosphatidylinositol-4,5-bisphosphate binding; actin filament binding. The transcript has 16 exons. Bases 789 to 2936 code for a protein of 715 amino acids.